Molecule: messenger RNA, 1122 nt
Organism: Recurvomyces mirabilis
Lineage: Eukaryota; Fungi; Ascomycota; Dothideomycetes; Mycosphaerellales; Teratosphaeriaceae
Exons: 4
Coding region: 1-1122 (373 amino acids)
Cellular component (GO): cytoplasm
Molecular function (GO): dipeptidyl-peptidase activity
Source: RefSeq, a predicted model, not a curated record
AUGGUGAACCAGGAGAGGACCAAGGCAUUUGGGAAGUUGGUCGAGGCCGCGCCAGCGCAGAUCCCGAAACUACCUUGGGGGAAGGACUUCGAGAAGGACAAGUUCCUUGCUCCCGACUUCACAAGCUUAGAGAUUUUGUCUUUUGCGGGUAGCGGAAUCCCAGCCGGCAUCAACAUCCCCAACUACGACGACAUCCGCCAGAACGAAGGCUUCAAGAACGUCUCCCUCGGCAACGUCCUCAGUGCCGCCGCGCCCAAAGAACGCAUCCCGUUCAUCCGCUCCGAGGACCAAGAAGUCUUCGAGAAGUACAAAGACGAAGCAUUCGAGGUCCAGGUCGGUCUUCACGAACUCCUAGGUCAUGGCUGUGGCAAACUGCUCCAAGAGACCGAACCGGGUAAAUUCAACUUUGACCAUAAGAAUCCACCUACUAGCCCCAUCACGGGAACGCCCGUCGAGACUUACUAUAAACCUGGUGAGACAUGGGGAUCGGUAUUCGGCGGCAUGGGUCCUUCGUACGAGGAGUGCCGAGCUGAGUGCGUAGCCAUGAGUCUGUGUCCCGACUAUGGGAUCCUCAAGAUCUUCGGCUUUGGGAACGGGCAAGAGGAUAUCGAGGGUGAGGCGGGGAGUGUGCUCUAUGCGUGCUAUCUCCAGAUGGCACGAGCAGGUGUCACAGCGCUGCAGUUCUGGGACCCUAAUAGUCGCAAAUGGGGCCAACCCCACAUGCAAGCCCGCUUCGCCAUCCUCAAAGUCUUCCUCGAAGCCGGCGCAGACUUCUGCACCCUCCACCACACCCAACCCGACCUCUCGGACCUCGAAAUCCACCUCGACAAAACCAAAAUCCAAUCCCAUGGCCGACCGGCCGUCAACUCCUUCCUCCAAAAGCUACAAAUCUACAAAGCCACCGCCGACUUAGCAGCGGGCAAGAAGUUGUACGAGGAUUAUACUAAUGUCGGGGAAUGGUAUGCCGGGAAGUUACGGCCGCAGGUCUUGGCGCAGGCGAAGCCGAGGAAGGUUUUUGUACAGGCCAAUACUUUCCUCGAGGGGGGAAAGGUGGUGUUGAGGGAGUAUGAGGCGAGUCCUGAGGGUAUGAUACGGAGUUUUGUGGAGAGGGAGUAUAUUUGA